Rosa chinensis is the source of this 1264-nucleotide messenger RNA. Its product is annotated as probable E3 ubiquitin-protein ligase RHA4A. Bases 156 to 986 code for a protein of 276 amino acids. NCBI's taxonomy places the organism in Eukaryota, Viridiplantae, Streptophyta, Magnoliopsida, Rosales, Rosaceae. The transcript has 3 exons. Gene Ontology annotation, biological process: protein ubiquitination. Gene Ontology annotation, molecular function: transferase activity. The record is from RefSeq and is a predicted model, not a curated record.
CAUAUUUGAACAGAUCCCACCCCAAAAGUUCUCCCCAUAAAUACACUCAUCAACUAGAAAGCAACGCAUUUGAUAAGUUCCCCUACAUCUUCAAACUAAUAAGCAUCAUAAUCUCCAGGUUUUGGAAGCUAGCUAGCAGCUUAAUUCACUUAGAUAUGGGUCUUCCUGAUCAAACUCAAAUGACCAGUUCUACUACUACUUCUCAAUCUCAUCUUUAUCCUCAAGCACUCCAACUCAAACUUUACCAGGCCUUCAUAUUCUCGAUUCCUAUUCUUUUCUCCAUCAUUCUCUUUCUGUUGUUCUACUUGUUCUACCUCAAAAGGAGGGCUUCCACUCUUUCAUCUUCUCCUCCAAUUCUCAUUCGAAGAAGAAGCCACAAUCAAGCUUCAGCACCUUCACCAUAUGCUUCCUCACCUUGUCCAAUGGAUUUGAAGGGAGAGCUCAAAGAGAAGCUUCGGAUCAUUCUUUUUGAUGAAGAACUGAGGAAAAAGGAUUCCCAAUGUUGUGUUUGCUUGGGGGAAUUCGAAAUGGAAGAGGAGCUACUGCAGGUUCAAUCGUGCAAACAUGUCUUCCAUGUCGAUUGCAUACAUCACUGGCUGCACAACAAUACAACCUGCCCCCUUUGCAGAUGCUCGGUGAUUUCGAUUAGUAUGAGUACCAAACUCGAUAGUAAUCCGGCACCAGUAACUGUUAGUACCACCGUGUCAACGGAGCCAGCUGCACAACAACUCCAGCAGCACCAUAGCAUAGUAGUCUCCCACCACAGUCCUGGGAUAGUAUCGUUGGAGCUACGACAACACCAGGAACAACAGCAACAGAUGGACAAUUACAAUUACGUAGCUUCAAAUGUGACAACACCGGUUGGAGAAGAGUCAUCAUCAAUCACGGGGACUGGUACUGGUUCAACUUUAAGGGACUCUGGGUGUUCUAGUACUAGUGAUCGAGAUUUGGGAGACUCGGUUACUAUUCAUAUCCGAGACGUUUAAGCCAUGCGUGCUUUCCUUCUUCAACCAGGAAUAACAUAUGUUUCUCAGCUAUGUACUUUUGCACUGAGAAGUCCAUUUUUGGCGGCUAAUUAAUUAGCUAGAUAGACGAGAGACCAGUUAUAUUGCCAAGGACCUCGAGAGAGGUCUAUAGUGUACGUAAUUUGAAGUACUUCCAUGGAAUAGUGAAUGAUUAAUAUUGGGCAUCCUUCUCUUGUAGGGGAAAUUCUAGUGUAGUGGUGGGUAUCUCAUACCCACAUUUACAAAAGUGAGAACAAAUU